AUGCUGACCACUGUGUACCACUGCUCCCUCCUUCUGCUCCUCUCUUCCUCAUGGUGGCUGAGCGCUCCAAGUCCAGUCCCGUCGCUUCAACUUGAUGGAAGCACAUGCAAGGGCCUUGCACGCUCUCUGCUCUGGAACGUGACGGCAGCGCUGACAGUUGACCACCUGUUCAGAGGGCUGAACUGCACGGAGCAGAGCGCUGAGCUGCACCUCAGGACCCAAACAUUAGCUGUGUGCAUGCCACAGAACUCAAAAUGCUCAGCGGACAGCGGAGACUUCACGUUCGAUCAGGACAAAUGCCUCCAGAGUGUUCUGGAAGAUCUCAGGCAGUACCGGGCAACCUUUAAAGCUUACAGUGACCGAGACCAUGUCCUGGAACAGUCAGUGCUCAGGAGCAUUGAUGACCUCAUGCAGAACUGCUUUUCUGCCGCACCAACCGAUGGUUCUCAACCUCUGGUUUCCAUGGAGCAUGAAAACUCCUUUGAGGGUCGACUGAAGCUCUGCAAAGUCUUGAAGGCCUUCCAGAUUCGUGCUGUCACCAUCAACAGAGUGGUGAACCAUGUCCUGACCACAGGUCAGGGAGUCGACGAAUGA
Messenger RNA from Colossoma macropomum (tambaqui), 594 nucleotides. Its product is annotated as interleukin-12 subunit alpha. Bases 1 to 594 code for a protein of 197 amino acids. The transcript has 7 exons. Gene Ontology annotation, molecular function: growth factor activity; interleukin-12 receptor binding. Gene Ontology annotation, biological process: immune response. Lineage: Eukaryota; Metazoa; Chordata; Actinopteri; Characiformes; Serrasalmidae. Gene Ontology annotation, cellular component: extracellular region. The record is from RefSeq and is a predicted model, not a curated record.